Molecule: messenger RNA, 1925 nt
Organism: Tarenaya hassleriana
Lineage: Eukaryota; Viridiplantae; Streptophyta; Magnoliopsida; Brassicales; Cleomaceae
Product: cytochrome P450 78A9-like
Exons: 3
Coding region: 110-1702 (530 amino acids)
Molecular function (GO): monooxygenase activity; heme binding; iron ion binding
Source: RefSeq, a predicted model, not a curated record
ACCCAACGCAUCCCUUCAUCUUAAGCCCCACAGCCCAAAAGCCACUCUCCUUUUCCUCCUCUCUGCUUUCCUCUCUCUCUCUCUCUCUCUCACUUCCUUCAUUUCCGCCAUGGCCACAGAGCUCGAUUACACAAGUUUGAUCUUCGUUCUCUUCUCCAAAUGCAGUGUCCUAACCCAAACCCACGUCGCUUUCUCUCUCCUCAUUGCCGUCGCCGCCUCUUUCGCCGUCUCUCUGUUCUACUGGGCCCACCCCGGAGGUCCCGCGUGGGGAAAAUACGGCCGAGUCCGUGGCCGAGCCAUGAUCCCUGGCCCACGAGGCAUCCCUCUAGUCGGUAGCAUGUCCCUCAUGACGAGCACCAUCGCGCACCGCCGCAUCGCCGCGGCGGCGGAGCGGUUCGAGGCUAAGCGGCUCAUGGCCUUCAGCUUAGGUGACACUCGCGUGAUCGUCACGUGCGAUCCGGAUGUGGCCAAGGAGAUAUUGAACAGCCCGGUUUUCGCGGACCGGCCGGUUAAGGAAUCAGCGUACUCUCUUAUGUUUAACCGGGCGAUCGGGUUCGCUCCUCACGGCGUGUACUGGAGAACCCUGCGUCGGAUUGCGUCGAACCAUCUGUUCAGCCCGAAACAGAUCAGACGCGCCGAGACGCAGCGGCGCGUGAUCGCGGCCCAGAUGGUGGAGUCGCUGGCCGAGAAACAGAGAAAAGGACUCUGUUUCGUGCGUGAGCUGCUCAAAACGGCGUCGCUUAACAACAUGAUGUGUUCUGUGUUCGGGAAAGAGUACGGAUUGAACCGGGAGGACGGCGAAGUGGAAGAGCUUCGUGGGUUGGUGGAAGAAGGGUACGACCUCCUCGGAACGCUGAACUGGACCGACCACCUUCCAUGGUUGUCGGAGCUUGAUCCUCAGAGAAUCCGGUCCAGAUGCUCAAGCCUCGUCCCGAAGGUGAACCGGUUCGUAUCCAGGAUCAUCUCCGAACACCGUGAGCAAACCCUUGACUCUCCUCACGAUUUCGUCGACGUUCUCCUCUCCCUCCACGGCCCGGAUAAGUUAUCCGACCUGGACAUCAUCGCCGUUCUCUGGGAAAUGAUAUUCAGAGGAACUGACACGGUGGCGGUGCUGAUCGAGUGGAUCCUCGCUAGAAUGGUCCUUUACCCAGUUAUUCAAUCAACGGUCCAGAAGGAGCUUGAUCGAGUCGUCGGAAGAUCAAGGCCCGUCGAGGAAUCCGACGUGGCGUCUCUGGUCUAUCUGACGGCUGUAGUGAAGGAAGUCCUGAGGCUUCACCCGCCGGGUCCACUCCUAUCGUGGGCCCGGUUGGCCAUUACAGACACGACCGUAGAUGGGUAUCAUGUCCCGGCGGGGACCACAGCGAUGGUGAACAUGUGGGCCAUAGCACGUGAUCCGCACGUGUGGGAAGAUCCCCUCCGGUUCAAACCCGAGCGGUUCGUGGCCAAGGAGGGUGAGGUGGAGUUCUCGGUUCUCGGGUCGGAUCUCAGGCUCGCGCCAUUCGGGUCGGGUCGUCGGAUCUGCCCGGGGAGGAAUCUGGGUCUGACCACUGUUAUUUUUUGGACCGCAACCCUUUUGCACGAGUUUGAAUGGGGACCGUCCGAUGAGAAUACCGUUGACCUGUCCGAGAAGCUGAGGCUCUCAUCUGAGAUGGCUACUCCUCUCUCUCCUAAACUGCGCCUCAGGCGCAGCUUAAGCGUUUGAAAUAAAUAUGACAAGUAUCUAUGGACAUAACAAACACACACACACACACACGUAUCAGAUUUUAUGAGAAUCCCGAGUCUUAGAUAUUAAGCUCCGACAACGUGGGAAACAAUCUACCGUCCGACCAUUCCAUGAAAAUUAUAUUUAUAUAUCUUUGAUCCGUUUGUUUGUUUGUUUAUUUAUUUACUACACUCGGACUCUGAUUUUAUUUUAUGUGACACAU